GUGUGUUGUGUUGUUUUACAGGAAAUUGAUAGUUGCACUAAUUUAUCAUUCUUCAAUUUGUAAGGAUCCCUAAAAACGAACUAUUUUGAAAGCGUCGGUAAAGCAGUGGUGAUAAGAACGAAGCCAUUGAACUGUGUGAAACUCUACACUUGUGUGCGUUAUAAUAAUACAAAAAUUCUCGUUCUUACGCUCACGCACACACGCUCAAAUUAUUCAUGUGUUUUCGCGGCACUGAGCGUCGGUAUUUCUGUGGCGGAACUUAUUUUCAUUUGUAAUUCUAAAUUUAAUUCGUUUUAAUCAGUGUUUAUAGUGUUAUUCGUAAGAUAAUUUGUGAUAACGUAUGUGAAAAACGUAGUGAUGGUUACUGUGGGCUGGUUCCGUUCAUUUCGAUGUAUAAAAUUAUGAUGGCGCGUGUUUGACUGUGUUACUGAGUGCUUUCUCGUAACAAAUUAGGACUUUGCUCGAACGAUAUUUGAGCGCUAAUAAUUCUAGUUAAUAUUCCUGUUUCUGUGUUAUUUAACCUCUCUGAAUUUGAUGCUGGAACAAUUAUAUCUGGAAACAUCGUUGUGCAAAAAAGGAUAUUAAGUUUUCGAUGUACUGUGGCUCAAUUAUGCACCAAGGAGACCGCCAAUCUGACGAUUUGCCUGGUGCAAAUAGCAAUCACUGACGCGACUAAACUGUGCAACGACGAGAAAACCAAGUGAAGUGCUUGGAGACGGGCGUAACCUGUUAAUAUUGGUUCACCGUCACAUUUCUCAUUGAAUUAUUCUCAAAAUUAUGAAAUUGCAAUAAAAUAUUCGCGUUUUCUGGCGAUACUUGCGAUGUUCUAUUUUGUUACGUCAGACGCGUAUAGAAGGUCCUAGAUUCGUUGGCAGAUAUCAGAAUGGAUGAAUCUGAGGAUAACAUGAGCUCUGAGGAUCUGAAGGCUUCAGACAGCCCCGUGACUGUCAAAGCAAAACCAAAGAAAAGGUCACUGAUCGAACGUGAACUUGAAACCAGUUUGACUGCAAGAGUGACUUCACCGGUGUCCACUGGUGAUGGAACCAGCACCAGCCGCUAUGGCAGAGCCCGCCGUCUCAAAUCUGAGAUUGAGCAGUCUGACACUAAGAAACUGGCUAAUGAACUAAAAUCUCCAUUGCCCGAGAAAUCUCCAAUCAAGAUGCCGUCACCAGUUUACAAGAUGCAUGCAUCAAACUCUCCUUUAAGAUCUGAACAGCCAAAAGCAGCUGGCGUGGAGACUUUUUUGGAAAAUCAAAUUGAAAAUAUUUAUCAAGAGAACAUAUCAUUGAGCCGUUUUGGCACUGAAGAAGUUAAGAAGACUAGUCCGUCACCUGCUAAAAAGUUCCCUAAAGUUUACAUAAGGAAAGACUUGAUUCAGAAAAGGGAAGCUGAUGAGAAUGUCACAUUUAUAAAGGAUAUGUUCUCUCCUUCUAAAAGUGCAAGCAAGUCUUCCAGUACACAUUUAAAUAAUAUACUGGAAAGGUCCUCUGAGAGAUAUAAUAUAGCAUCCAAACAACAGAAUGGACUUUUGGACAACUCCUCUGUUGUUAAAACUCUAGAUUUUGACAGUAAAAAGAAGAAGAAAGAUAGUAAUAAGGAUAAGAGUCUGUCUAAAAGUGAUUUGUUUGAUUUGGAGGCCAAAUGUGCUUACCAAGUGGGUGAUCUGGCCUGGGCCAGAAUGGGAACUUAUCCAUUCUGGCCAUCCAUUAUAACCAGAGAUCCAGCCAAUGGAAUAUUUGUUAAAAAGAAGUUAUUUGGCCGUAUAGAACGUGACGUUAUUCAUGUGACUUUCUUUGGAGAUAAUGGACGUCGAGGAUGGAUUGUGGACACAAUGCUGCGGAAAUAUCAUGGCCAGCUCGAGUUUGAGGCUACUCGGGAAAACUUUACUCCUGAGGACAAGAAAAAAGACCCGAGACUGUACGCAGCAUUCUUUGUAUCGGAAAAGAAACAAGCUCUGUGGAACACUUCAGUGGAAGAAGCUGAAAUGCUGCUGAGGGAGCCAAAGAGAUUGAGAAUAGACAUUUUCAAUGACAUGCUAGAAAAGUCCAGGUCCAGAGCAAAGCAGCAAAAGAGCGGUAAAAUUAGUAGAACAGACAGUGACGUAUCUUUAAGCGAGAGUUUAUACGAUAGCUUGUUCUCCGAAGACGAUGGUAAGACAGACAGUACAGAACGUUCCAGAAAUAGGACAAGGAACAAGUCCUUAGACGUUUUUGAAGUCGUCACAGCCUGCCUCGACAAUAUGGCCGCCAAAACUGGCAUCACCAAGAUCCAAAGACAGUCCCACAUGGAUAGGUGGCUUCAGAAAGCCAAAUCCAAAACCCCAGAGAAAACUCAAGCUAAAUCUCAAGUUCCUCAAAUUAAAUUAGAUGAUAAGAAAGAAACUAAAGUAAUUAGUUCUAAAAAAAAGAAGAGUCUGUCUCGAGUCGCUGUUAAAAAGCCUUAUAGUUUAAGAAAAUCUAUGGCCGAAUCUCAGAAUCUGUUGUGUUUUCAAAAUGAACAUGAUUAUAGUAAAGUUGAGAUAGUUACAGAUUCCGAUCAUAAUUCUACCGACACUGAUAGCUGUAAGAACUUUGCUGCACAAAAGCUGACUGAGAAAGGUAAAGUAGAUGACCCUAUUAUUGUAGAUAGUCAGAGUAGUGAACAUGAGACCGAAACCGAAACUGAAUUAAGCCAAACUGGUACAGAAGUAAGCCGAAGUGGUACCGAAGUAAACCAAAUUGGUAUUGAUCUGAGCCAAAGUGGCACUGAAAUAAGCCGAAGUGGCACUGAAGUAAGCCAAAGUGGCACUGAAGUAAGCCAAAGUGAUACUGAUGAAGUCAAUGCUAUAGAAACAACAACUGGAUUAAAUGGAAAAUAUGAUUCUGACUUAGAAACUAGUAAUGAAGAUUCCCAGGAUCACGCCAGUAUCAUAAGUACGGCUAUAUCCUUAAAAAUUGCAACAGAGGAUGAAAUGGCACCAAUAGAUGCUGCAAUACAUAUAAAAUCAGCUUUCGAUACUGAUGAUACCACACAAGACACUGAUGAUACCACACAAGACACUGUUAUUGAUACAGAUCAAAUAAUGAGUCCAGUGUACGAAGAUUCAUUUGAUGAAAUCAGUCAAAUUGCAAUUGAUGAGAGUGUAAAUUCAAAUGCUGAAAUACAACCAGAGUCUGUUGAAACAGAAUCGCAAGAUGAAAUAACAAACGAUACAAUAAGCACUGAAAUAAGUAGCGUGUCUAUUGAUGACAGUGAUUAUAAACCUCAAAAUAGUAUUGCAUCAGAAGAUGAAAGUAUGAACACUACUCUUCUUACUGACGAUAGUAUAGAGGUCGAUCUAGGUAAGGAACCUACUAAAUCUAAAACUAGUGCAGAUUUAGUAAAGGUUCCACAUGGACACUCAAUUAGUAGUGACAGUGACACUAAAGAAUAUAAUAAAAUUACUACCAUUAAUAAAUUACGUAACUCCAAAAACGAAGGAAAAGAAGAUUUUAGUCUUAAUAGUAAAUCUAAUGAUGCAAUAUCAAUCGAAUCUAAUGAUAGACUGAGAAGUGUGAAUAUAAUUGAAAUGGUCAAAGAAACUAGACCAAUGAAUGGACAUGUUAAUAUCAAAGAAAUUGAUAUGGAUGUUGAUGAAGUUCAAAUACCUAGUCUUAAGCCGCAAAUCGUGGAAAAUGGCUUCCAUGAUGAAGGCACACAUAUGAAUGGCGAUGUUGAUUCAGAUAUCAUUUCCAUCCAUUCGGAAGAUAGCGUUUCUUCCACGAAAUCGGAUAGUAGAAGAAGAUUACGUUCAAGGCAAAAUAAAAAUCAGGUAAACCAUAGUCCUUUAGAAAACCCUGAAUUCGUUAAAUAUUUUGAACUAAGACAAGAUGCGAUCAUGGAUGAGAAUCCGGAGUUGAGUCAAGAUGAAAUAGUAGCUUAUUUAUAUAAAACUUGGUUGUACGAAGAAAAUUCUAAAUCAGAUGAUAAGAAAACUGAAGAUUUAAGGGAAUUAAAUCUCGUCAAAGGACUUAAUUCGGAACGUACAGAGAACAAGAAAGCCAAAGAAGUUGAGCAACCGAAAAAAAGAAAUUCACAUAGGAAGAAUUUGAGUCUAAAUAGAAAUAUCAUGCAAAGAUUUUUGCAAAAAAAAACUAGAGAGCCACCGGUAGUAUAUUCUAUAACUGACAGUGAUACUGAAAGUGUUAAAGAAGAUUCACAAUCAGAGGAAGAAUCGCCUAGAUAUAGUCCUAUAUUAAGUAAAGCAGAGAGUGAAAUGCAAUCUACUCAAAUGGAAAUUGAAGAAACAAUAGUUAAAGACAGUGCACAAGAUGAAACUAAUAGAUUUAAACCAAUAGCGCUAGAUAAUCCACAACCAAGUAAGAUAGUAAAUGAGACCACACAUACUGACAAAAGUGCAUCUCCUAUUACAGUUAUUGAAGUGCAAAAUAAACAAAUCGAUGAAACAGAGAUUGCCUUAGGAUCGCGUACUGCCACUCCAAUAGACGUUCAAAGUAAAAAAGACGUAACUGAAAAUGUGGUAGGUAAUGGACCAGAAGUAGUUCCAAGAGCUGAUGACGUCACUAAAGAAAAACAACCAAUUGAUCCGUCAAACGCAGUACAAGUGGCUUUCCCUGAAGAGUCCGAUGAUAAGUUUAGAAGUGAUUGUGAUACAGAAUCUGUAAACUCUUUAGACAGUGAAACACCUCUUAUAAAAUGUAAACUACGGUCCAAAAGCAAAAGAAAUAAUUCACAAGAAAUCAAACCAAGAGAUGAUGAAGACACUAUUUCACUAAACUCCGAAGGAAGCGAAGUGUCCAUUAAACGUAAGAGGAAAACCCAAAAAAGAAUAGAAAAUGCUCUAGAAGAUCCAGAAUUCGUUAAGUAUUUAGAACUAAGGCAAGAUUCCUUGAUAGACGAACACCCAGAAUUAACCCAAGACGAGAUCGUGUCUUAUUUAUACCAAACCUGGAUAUACGAAGAGAAUACAAAGUCUGAAAUUAAGAAGAACGAUGAUAUAGAACAAUCUAGUUUAGUUAAGGGCCUGAAAGAAACUGUACCACAACAGCCUAAGAAAAUAAAGCGUAAAGUAAAAACUGAGAAAGAACAAGAAAAAGAAACUGAUGAUGAUGCUACAGUAAAAGAUAAACCCAGAAGGAAAGUAGUGAAACCUUAUUAUAAUGAAGAAUUCUCUGAUGUAGAAGAAGAACUUGAAGUCUUUCCAAUAUUUAAUCCGAACCAUCAACGGCUCAAUGAGAACGGCGAAACAACUGAACCGAUACACGAAGUUAAUGAUAUUGAUGAAGUAGAACUUUACUUCGAACAACUAGCACGGCCGAAACCUAACGUUUUCAAAGGACUGAUCAGGGAGAAGGUUUGCGAACUAUGUGAGAUGAUUGGAAACCUGGUCAAGUGCAAAGGCUGUAAUGGAAUGUUUCACGUAGAAUGCGUUAAUAAGGAAGAUGUAGACGUUGAAACUCCAGCCCCGACUAGAGGGAGAAAGAAGAAGAAAAGGCUAGGAAGGAAACCCAAAAACUCCGAUGAAUUUGACAGCCAAGAUGACAACACUCAAAAUGUUUCCGAAGAAAACGCGUCCAUAGAAGAAAUUAUCGAAUCAGAAUCUCACACAGUCGACGCAGAAACGUUAGAAGCACAAAUCGAAGCUAAAAUGAAAGAGCUAUUGGAAAACGAAAAGAUCGAUUACGAUUCUUAUUCGAGUGACGAUGGCUGCGAUUGGAGCGAGACAAUACCAGGGAAAUGCGAGAUAAUCGAUAUAAAAUUGAAACCGAGACGUUCAAAUGAAGUCGAUUAUUCGAAUUUCAAAUGUAAAAACUGUCAAAAGUAUGAUGUGCCAGUGUGUUUUGUGUGUAAAUCUGCGGUGUCGAAGAACGAAGAGACUUUGAGGCAGAAGUGUCAUGUGGCGCAUUGUCAUAAGUACUAUCAUUUGAAGUGUUUGGACCAUUGGCCUCAAGCGCAGUUUAAUGGGGGCGAGCCUUCGAAGACUAAUAAGAAAAUUAAUGAAUAUUUUGAGGCGUUAACAUGUCCUCGGCAUGUCUGCCAUACUUGUGUGUCUGAUGACCCUCGCGGUUGUAAGACACGGUUUAGUGGCGACAAGUUAGCGCGGUGCGUUCGAUGUCCAGCUACGUACCACUCGUUUACAAGAUGUCUUCCCGCUGGGACGCAGAUUUUGACGGCGUCUCAUAUUAUCUGUCCGCGGCAUUAUGAGCAUAGGCCUGGAAAGGUGCCGUGCCACGUGAAUACAGGAUGGUGUUUUAUUUGCGCGCUGGGCGGUUCACUUAUCUGCUGCGAAUACUGUCCGACCUCCUUCCACGCCGAGUGCCUUAAUAUUAAGCCGCCUGAAGGUGGUUACAUGUGUGAGGAUUGUGAAACUGGACGCUUGCCGCUAUACGGAGAAAUGGUGUGGGUCAAACUGGGGCAUUAUAGUACUAUCUCGGGCCACCGUAAGCACGGGCUUGCGGACGGCGAGCUACCCAUGCUCGCCGCCCGACCAAAACCAGCCCUGUGCGUACGGCGCAUAGCAUUCCGCGCGCGCCUUAAAGAACCAUCAGACCACCACAGAUGGGGGCCAGUAGUAGGUCGCUCAUGCCCGAUACGAUGGUGGCCCGGUAUAGUUCUACAUCCAUCGGAGAUACCAGAAAAUAUAAUGGCAGUCAAACACAAUCUCGGAGAGUUCGUUGUACGGUUCUUCGGUCAGUACGACCAUUACUGGGUUAAUAGAGGACGCGUGUUCCCUUUCCAAGAAGGUGAUUCCGGACGAAUAUCAAGUCAGAAGUCCAAAAUCGAUGCUGCGUUUACCACUGCAAUGGAGCAUGCGCAGAGAGCCUGCGAAAUAUUAAAAGCGGCCCAACCAAACGAGGAAGAAUCUCUAGACAUAGCAUCGUCCCUGCUCCCCCCGCACUACGUGAAGCUGAAGGUGAACAAGCCGUGUGGCUCCCUCUGUGGGAGGAAACUAGACGACCCGGAGAGUUCACUCACUCAGUGCGAGUGUAACCCUAAUGAUGAAGACCCAUGUGGACCUUAUUCACAGUGUUUGAAUCGAAUGUUACUAACGGAAUGCGGGCCCACAUGCAAGGCAGGCGAUAGAUGCAACAACCGCGCCUUCGAGAAGAGACUGUACCCUAAACUAGUGCCUUAUAGGACCCCCAGUAGAGGAUGGGGGCUCAAAACCUUGGAGGAUAUUAAAGCAGGACAGUUCGUGAUAGAAUACGUUGGCGAAUUAAUAGACGAAGAGGAAUUCCGUCGUCGCAUGCGCAGAAAGCACGAGAUCAGAGACGAAAACUUUUACUUUUUAACGCUGGACAAAGAGAGAAUGAUCGAUGCCGGACCUAAAGGGAAUCUUGCUAGGUUUAUGAACCAUUGUUGCGAGCCAAACUGUGAAACACAGAAGUGGACGGUGCUCGGCGAUGUACGAGUUGGAUUGUUCGCUCUUUACGAUAUACCAGCUAACAGUGAAGUGACAUUCAACUACAAUUUGGAGUGUGCCGGCAUUGAGAAGAAGCGAUGUAUGUGUGGAGCUAAACGGUGCUCCGGAUACAUCGGGGCUAAGCCUAAACAGGAUGAAUCUCAAUCAAAGAAACCAAAAAUACCCGGCAAAAGAACAUAUAAGAAAAGAAAACCGACUGAAGAGUCGCCCUCUACAAAGAACAAGCCAAAACGACCAAUAGGGCGCCCGCCGAAACCGAGAGAGCUGACAGAAAUUGAGAAAGACCUCCUCAUCAUAAGGAAUGCGACCAAUGGGAUCUCCAGCGAUGAAUCCACCAGAAGCGCCAGCUCCGAGUAUGAGAGACACCCUAAAGCCUUAAAAAGGAAAAGGGUAAGUUUCUCAACGGAAGAAAUUAUUCUAUACGACGGCUCAGAGUCCCCUAGUGUCAAAAAACAAAAACUUGAAGACAGAUUAGACGUCGGCGAUUGAGACAAUUGAGUAUUUUUAAUCUGUGCGAAAGAGUGCUAACUUUUUGUAGUGUUCUUUUUUUAAACGGUUUAUUUAUCUGUAUGUGCUAGAGAGAGAUGGCUAAAUUAUAUAUAGCUGUCUUUGUUACUCGUUUGCAUAUUGUUUUAAAUGCAGUUUGAUUUUAUAAAUGUAACGAUCUGCAUGAUUUAUUUAACGGAGUAUGAUUAUUGUUAGUUUGUAUGUAUUGUGUUGGUGUGUGUCGGUUUGGUUAGUAUUUUAUAUAGUUAUUAAAAUUUUAGUACAUAAUAUGUACAAGGGUCUUAUGAAUUUAUAUUUCUGUAAUCUUCUUUGAAUUAAUUUACUUUCUAAUUUUUCAAUCUCAGUUAAAAAAAAUACUUAUUCCUAUAUUUUGUAUACUUCUGCUUUUUUUGACUGCUUCGUUGGCCGAGUGGUCGCAAGUGCGACUGCCGGGCAAGAGGUCUCGGGUUCGAUUCCCGGGUCGGACAAAGUAUUACUGGGUAUUUAAAAAAUAAUCUCACUAGUAGCACGGAGCCU
Spodoptera littoralis (African cotton leafworm) is the source of this 8425-nucleotide messenger RNA. The record is from the annotation of a GenBank genome assembly. NCBI's taxonomy places the organism in Eukaryota, Metazoa, Arthropoda, Insecta, Lepidoptera, Noctuidae.